Molecule: messenger RNA, 5637 nt
Organism: Mercenaria mercenaria
Lineage: Eukaryota; Metazoa; Mollusca; Bivalvia; Venerida; Veneridae
Product: serine-rich adhesin for platelets-like
Exons: 7
Coding region: 1-5637 (1878 amino acids)
Source: RefSeq, a predicted model, not a curated record
AUGAAUUCGUACUGUGGAUUUGCACUUUUAGUAUUGCUUGUCACAGCUGUGAAAGUGCAUGGCCAGGCUUGCCCAGAAGGUUCAAAUGUUGCUAAAAUGUGUGUCCCUGGCACAUACUCUGGGGAGCGCGUGCUCAUUGAUACAUCAUCCUACGACCCGGCUAUCAGUAACUGCUCUUGUACAUUCGGAACAACCUCCAGUGUUAUGAAGCUUGUCACAUACGUCGCACCCAACUACCCAGAAUGCAAUUCUGCCAUAAGACUAUAUUCAUCAUCAGGAAACAGCAUACGUUUUCAGUGUUUAAUGUCAGGUACUUACCUUGAUACGUCACAAUACAACGUUGGUGUGACGACGUUUGAGACGUACGCCGACUCGUACGACAAAAACUACUGCCUCGUUUUGGAAAUUGCUGGACGAGUUGGAGAUACUGUUACAGUGUCCUGUUCUGCAGACACACCAGACGUACAAACAACCACUUUAUCUGAAGUUCAAACGGCGACUGUGUCUGCUGUUCAAACAACCCCAGUAUCUGAUGCUCAAAGAACCACUGUAUCUGAUGCCCAAACAACCCCUGUAUCUGAUGCCCAAAUAACCCCUGUAUCUGAUGCUCAAAGAACCACUGUACCUGAUGCUCAAAGAACUACUGUAUCUGAUGCUGAAAGAACCACGGUACCUGAUGCUCCAAUAACCCCUGUAUCUGAUGCGCAAACAACCCCUGUAUCUGAUGCCCAAAGAACCCCUGUAUCUGAUGCUCAAAGAACCACUGUACCUGAUGCUCAAAGAAAUACUGUAUCUGCUGCUGAAAGAACCACGGUACCUGAUGCUUCAAUAACCACUGUGUCUGAUUCUCAAAUAACCACUGUAUCUGAUGCUCAAAGAACCACUGUAUCUGAUGCCCAAAGUACCACUGUAUCUUAUGCCCAAAGAACGACUGUAUCUGAUGCCAAAAGAACGACUGUAUCUGAUGCCCAAAGAACCACUGUACCUGAUGCCCAAAGAACCACUGUAUCUGAUGCCCAAAGAACCACUGUAUCUGAUGUUCAUGCAACCACUGUGUCUGAUGUUCAAACAACCCCCGUAUCAUACGUUUCACUGGACAAAACAGAUGUUAUAAAUAGCACAGCAACUGAUAUAAAUAAAACCACUGUCGACGCGGCAGUUGAUAAUACAGUCAUAACAAAUGAAACUAUUUCUUCCAGUAUAAAAAUGUUUACAGCGGGUACUUCAGAUACCACAAAGCAACAAACUGCAGAAUCAACCUCUCUAUACAAUUCAACAAAGCAACAUAAUACUACCGUCACUGAUGUUAACAACUUGCCUGUUGCUUUGGUGAUGGAACAAUCGGCAAAUACAAACGAGACAAGUUUCUCUGGAAUAGAACUAUCAACAACAGGUAAUUCAGCUAUCACAACACAAACUGCAGAAUUAAAAUCUCUAAACAGUUCCGCACAGCACAAUUAUAGUACCAUGAUCGAUAAAAUCGACAUGGCUGUUGAUUUGGUAAUGGAACAACCAACAAUUACAAAUGAGACCAGUUCCUCAAGAACAGAAAUAUCGACAACGGAUACUUCAAUCACAGCAACAGAACAACCUGCAGAACAAACUACUCUGUACAGUUCAACAAAGCGACAAUAUGAGCCGUCAUUUACUACAACUAUACCUCAAAAUCUAAACUUGAUGUUCACGAGCUCUCCUUUUGACAAUAUCAACAACACCGACACUACAAUACAGAAUGCUACUGACGGCAAUGUAGAACUUUCCACAGUAAACUCUACAUCAAAUACAACUGAAGCCAAUCCUAAAGAUGUUUUGACUGCUAUACAUACUGGUACAAUCCUUUUCAACGGAGGCGGUUCUGGUGUGUCCAAAACAAUACAAAACAUAGAUUCAGUACCGGUGGAUAUUUUACUUGAUGGAAGUCAAGUAGCCGAAACAACGACAUCUAAUCAAAUUACGACAUCUAAUCAAAUCAUGCCGGAAGCUUCUACUUCAAAUCUAGACCAAAUUAAAACAUUUAAAACAGAUUUUCUGUCACAUUCCGAUAUUUCCGGAACGACCUUGCCAACAGAUAUAUCUAAUUCACUGAUAAUGAGUGUCAGUUCUUCUUCUAUGGAAUCAGACUUGGCCGGAACUACACAUAACAUAUCAGAAACAAAUAAUGCAGAUUUUUCAAUACAAUUUCCAUCUUUUGAUCCAGUGACGGUUGAACCAGAGCAAAAUACGACUGCAAGUAAAGCCGAUCUGAAGACUAUGUACACAUAUGAUACACACAAUAUAAAUAAUACGUUAAAUCUAACCACCGAUUAUGAAAAUAGUAGUGUCAAUGAGACUACAAGCUUCAGUGUCAAUGAAACGAAUACUGAUAAUAGCAACAGGUUUGAUGUAGGAACUUCUGAUUAUCAAAUGGACAGAUUUGCUGUUAAAAUGGACUAUCCCACUGUGACAAACACAGUUGCAGAAAACGCUGUGUCAAGCACUGAAAUGAAUUUCAGUGCGUUCAAAACGUCUCCUUACACAACCCACGAAGCACGUGUUGUCAUGGAAAGCUCGGAGCCAGUUGAUGUUGUCGCAAAAAUGUCUGAAAAGCUAUUUGAACCAGCAGAAAACUCAACUUAUCCAGUUCCAAAUGAGUUUAUUAGUACUAAAGAUAUUUCCAAAAGUAAUGGGAACAUAACCAAAAUAUUAGAAAAUUUUGGAUCAAGUCCAGCAGUGGUUUCCGAACUAAUUCCAACUACAACUCCCGGAUUUCUGCCACAAGUGACAGAUUCAUUGGUAAACAACCUUACACAGAAUAGAGUUCCGGGAGGGUUAGAACAAAAUACUCAAGUGAACAUCAGUGAAAUUGACAUUUCUACUAAUGUUCCUUUUAUGUUUGAAUCACCAAUUAGUGUUUCGGACAAAAUAAAUGAAUCAGUUAAUAAUUUAUCCAGAAUAGUAAACAAAGGUCUAGGUAGUGUUGUUGAUCCACUGGCUGUAAACGAUGUGACAUAUUCUGAUGUGCCGACCAUACCAAGUCCAUUAGAAGUUAUGUAUAAAGAGCCAUCAAUGCCUGACACAACAUUUAACAAGGCCGAUGGGAAUUUUAGAGGCUCUUACGAUGCAUCAGCAUUUUCGCCAGAGAGUAAACUUUCAGUGUUUAGUAGUACUGUAACAGACACUGGAUUAGGCAAGAGGAGCACUCCUGAAACUACAACAAGUGGUAUGCUGGUAGAGAAAACCACUGAUUACAGCUCUAGCUUUGAUUUUACUAACUAUUUGUCUCAUAUGGCACCAGAUACAAACAUUGCGGAACCACCAAGGGAACUCUUCACAGAAACAUCCACUGAAACAGUACCAGAUUUUGGGAAAAGAAAUAUACAAGAUACCUCAUUCAUUUACAGAGAAAACCAACCUAUGUUCGUAGCUAAUGCAACUGACGUAACGUCAUCAUUUAUGAGGACGAUUGAUUCAGCUCAUCAGGAAAGCUUGUAUUCCCCCGUAAUGAAUUCGUCUACAAUUACCCCAGAGAGUAGCUUACAAACUACAGAGCAGUCGCCAGUCGUUUAUGGAGGCGAUAUACCUAUAUCAGCGGUAAACCUGACACAGACUGGACCUAAUGUUGUUGAUCGAGACUCAUUUGUCUCUGCUGGUACUACUUUCUUACCCAAGGUCAUUUCCAGCGAUGCAUCACCGAUUUUCAACGAAAAUAAGGUAAAUCAUUUGUCCUUUGUCCAUAGCCUGAAUGAGCCUAUACCUGAAGUCAGCGUGACAGAACCAACAUCAGAAGUUGUCACAGAAAAUCUAGAUAAUUUGUCCUUUAUUCGUCGCGUGGAUAUGCCUUCUUUAGAAGUAUCACAUAAUGAUAUGACAGAAGUCAGUAAAACAGCUUCUGACUAUUCAACACCACCAGAGAGUGUAGCGAGUGCUAUAUUGUCAGAGCAGACAACUGUUUCCAGUACAACAACUGAUGGAACUAUAAAUGACGGUAAUAUUGAUCAACACAAUUUACUCACCGCAACAGAAACCGUUCCAUUGAAUAUCAACAGCGAGACAAUGAAAGAAGUAACAACUCAUGGUACAGUUAUUCCAGUGACCCAAGACUUACCAACAACCGCAUUCACCGCUGGAAACGGGGUUCAUACUGAGAAGUUGAUGAUCAUGAAUGAUGCCGAACAGUCAACAAUCAAACCCUCAGCUAUAUCAGAUGUAUCUGAAAUGCUAGAAAUGUCUACAGACAUACCUAUAAGUAUUGUUCCUGAUAUGCAAAAAUCAUUUUUUAGAGAAACUGCUUCUGAAAUACAAACGACUACUUCUAAAGAAACUGCUUCUGAAAUGGAAACAACAACUUUAAUUGGAACUGAUCUUGAAAUGCAAACAACAACUUUUACAAAAACUGCGUCUGAAAUAAAAACAUCAACUGUAACAGAAGCUGCUCCUAAUAUGCGAACGACAACUUCUACAGGAACUGCUACUGACAUAUCAACUACAACUUCUGAAGUGCAAACAUCAGUCGUUACAGAAAAUGUUCUCGGUGUGCGAACAAAAACUUCUACAGAAACUGCUGCUGAAAUGCAAACAUCAGCCGUUACAGAAAAUGUUCCUGAUGUGCAAACAACAACUUUUACAGAAACUGCUUCUGAAAUGCAAACGUCAGCCGUUGCAGAAAACACUCCUGAUAUGCAGACAACAACUUUUACGGGAACUGUUGCUGACAUGUCAACAACAUCUCCUACAGAAACUGCUUCUGAAAUGCAAACAUCAGUCGUUACAGAAAAUGCUCCUGAUAUGCAAACAACAACUUCUAUACAAUCUGCAUCCGAAACGCAAACAACAACUUCCAGAGAAAUUAUUCCUGUAAUUGUCGAAGACGUAAUGGUGCAAAAGAAUAUUCAAAAUGAAUUAGCUGUUUCUGAGAUUAAAGAUUAUAUCGAGAGUUCUACAAAUGCAAAUGUACCGUCAAAUGUAUUAGCCGAUAUUGAAAAACAAAUCAUUCCUGAAAUAAAACCUUCCUUAAAGACUUCAGUAGAUGGAAAAGCAGCAGAUAUGGAACAAAGCACUAUUCCUGCGACGAGCACUCAGGAUGUAGAACAGUCAACAGAAAAGACGAAGGAGAUUCCUGCCACAAAACAGGACACCGCUUUCAUAAACGAAGCUAUUCCAGAACCAAUAAACCCAAAGCGUCCCUCACAUAUGAAUACACCAACUACACCUAGACAAAGUUUGAAAAUGAUUGAAGAGUCGGUAGUAGUUUCUGAUGCAGCUGAUCCCGUGAACACGAAGACGGAUAAGGCCGGUGACAGUGGUAUGAAUGUUUACUUCGACACUGGCAGUAGCAAGAGUUCAGCAUUUGACAUGAACAAUGAUACAUACAUAAUUGUUGUUGGUGCUAUUGUUGGUCUAGUGGUAUUGGCAGUUGUGAUUGGAAUAUUUUGUCACAAUGGCAGAAAACGACGCUCUGAAAAGGUCAAUAUCAGCGGAAAUAACGCGGAAGCAGUCAAUCACCAGAACCAGGCGUUUGAUAACGAGGCUGCCGAUGCUGAGCAAGGAACCAGCGUUAUACAAAAUGGCGGAGAAAAACCUCUAGGAGAAUCACCGGAAGUAAAUGGAAGUGCCAGUGACAAAUCUGCAGAUGUGUAUAAUGGAAAUGUUGAGUUAUAA